ACGCUCCUUCAAACACAAUUCUCCGUCACUCCAUAGUCCAUUUCCAGACUUCCAACGAAUAUUCUCUCUUAUCAUUUUUUCCUUUUAUUUUUUUUCUAAUUAAAUUCUCUUCACUCAUCUUCUUCAUCUUUAUAAACUCAAUCAUCAUCUUGAACCUGUAGUUACAGUUGAAGAGCGAAAAAAUAAAAAUGGCAGGAAAUGAUUGGUUGAAUAGUUAUCUAGAAGCGAUUCUCGACGUUGGUCCUGGUCUUGAUGAUGCUAAAUCCUCUCUUCUUCUUAGAGAGAGAGGUAGGUUUAGUCCUACUCGGUACUUCGUUGAAGAAGUUAUCGGUUUCGAUGAGACCGAUCUCUAUCGCUCUUGGGUUCGGGCUUCUUCAUCACGGAGUCCUCAAGAGAGGAAUACUCGAUUGGAGAAUAUGUGUUGGAGGAUUUGGAACCUCGCUCGUCAGAAGAAGCAGCUUGAGAGUGAAGCGGUGCAGAGAGUGAACAAGCGGAGGCUUGAACGUGAAAGAGGGAGGAGAGAAGCUACUGCUGAUAUGUCGGAGGAUUUGUCUGAGGGAGAGAGGGGAGAUCCGGUGAGUGAUGUUUCUGCUCACGGUGGUGAUGUUUCUGCUCACGGUGGUGAUUCUGUUAGAUCCAGAUUGCCUAGGAUUAGUUCUGCUGAUGCUAUGGAGACUUGGGUGAAUAAUCAGAAAGGAAAGAAGCUCUACAUUGUUCUUAUUAGUAUCCAUGGACUCAUACGUGGUGAGAAUAUGGAGCUGGGGCGUGAUUCUGAUACCGGUGGUCAGGUUAAGUAUGUUGUGGAGCUUGCACGGGCCUUGGGAUCAAUGCCGGGAGUUUAUCGGGUUGAUUUGCUUACUAGGCAAGUCUCUUCACCAGAUGUAGAUUGGAGUUAUGGGGAACCCACGGAAAUGUUGGCUCCUAGAAACACGGAUGAAUUUGGAGAUGACAUGGGAGAGAGCAGUGGUGCUUACAUCAUUCGUAUUCCAUUUGGUCCGAGAAAUAAAUAUAUUCCAAAAGAAGAACUCUGGCCUUACAUUCCUGAAUUUGUUGAUGGAGCAAUGGGCCAUAUUAUACAGAUGUCCAAGGCUCUUGGGGAGCAAAUUGGCAAUGGGCAUGCGGUCUGGCCGGUUGCUAUUCACGGGCAUUAUGCAGAUGCAGGUGACUCUGCUGCUCUUCUGUCCGGUGCUUUGAAUGUACCAAUGAUUUUUACCGGCCACUCACUUGGUCGAGAUAAGUUGGAACAACUUUUAAAGCAAGGCCGAUUAUCAACGGAUGAAAUAAACUCAACUUACAAGAUCAUGCGUAGGAUAGAAGCUGAAGAAUUAGCCCUUGAUGGUACUGAAAUAGUCAUAACAAGCACUAGACAGGAAAUAGAAGAACAGUGGCGCUUGUAUAAUGGUUUUGAUCCAGUAUUGGAACGUAAAAUACGAGCAAGGAUCAGGCGUAAUGUGAGCUGUUAUGGUAGAUACAUGCCCCGCAUGUCGGUAAUUCCACCCGGUAUGGAGUUCCAUCAUAUUGCUCCACUAGAAGGAGAUAUAGAAACUGAACCAGAAGGGAUUUUAGAUCACCCUGCCCCCCAAGAUCCACCAAUUUGGUCUGAGAUAAUGCGCUUCUUUUCCAACCCUCGCAAACCUGUGAUACUCGCUCUUGCCAGGCCAGAUCCUAAAAAGAACAUCACAACUUUGGUGAAAGCCUUUGGAGAAUGCCGCCCACUUAGAGAGCUUGCUAACCUCACAUUAAUUAUGGGUAACCGAGACGGAAUUGAUGAAAUGUCAAGCACAAGUUCUUCUGUUCUUCUCUCAGUACUUAAGCUGAUUGAUAAGUAUGAUCUGUACGGGCAAGUGGCAUAUCCUAAACACCAUAAACAAUCUGAUGUUCCUGACAUCUAUCGUCUAGCAGCAAAGACAAAGGGUGUCUUCAUUAAUCCUGCUUUCAUUGAGCCGUUUGGUCUUACCUUAAUUGAGGCAGCUGCCUACGGUUUGCCAAUGGUUGCUACUAAAAAUGGAGGUCCUGUUGAUAUUCAUCGGGUGCUCGACAAUGGUCUGCUUAUAGAUCCCCAUGAUGAGAAGUCUAUUGCAGAUGCUCUUUUGAAGCUUGUCAGCAACAAGCAACUGUGGGCAAAAUGUAGACAGAAUGGGUUGAAGAAUAUUCAUUUAUUUUCAUGGCCCGAGCAUUGUAAGACUUACCUGUCUAAAAUAGCCACUUGCAAGCCAAGGCAUCCUCAAUGGCAGCGAAGCGAGGAUGGAGGUGAAAGUUCAGAAUCAGAAGAAUCACCUGGUGAUUCAUUGCGAGAUAUACAGGACUUAUCUCUUAACCUGAAAUUUUCAUUGGAUGGAGAGAAGAGCGGUGAUAGUGGAAAUGACAAUUCUUUGGAUCCGGAUGGAAAUGCAACUGAUAGAACUACAAAAUUAGAGAAUGCUGUUUUGUCAUGGUCAAAGGGAAUUUCCAAGGACACGCGCAGGGGUGGGGCUACUGAAAAAUCAGGCCAAAAUUCAAAUGCUGGUAAAUUUCCGCCACUGAGGAGUAGAAAUCGACUAUUUGUGAUUGCAGUGGAUUGUGAUACCACUUCAGGGCUUCUUGAAAUGAUUAAAGUAAUCUUUGAGGCUGCUGGAGAGGAGAGGGCUGAAGGCUCUGUAGGGUUCAUAUUGUCAACCUCAUUGACUAUAUCUGAGAUUCAGUCAUUUCUGAUCUCUGGUGGCUUGAGUCCCAAUGAUUUUGAUGCUUAUAUUUGCAACAGUGGCAGUGAUCUCUACUAUCCAUCCCUCAAUUCUGAAGAUCGCCUAUUUGUGGGUGACUUGUAUUUCCACUCUCACAUUGAAUACCGUUGGGGUGGAGAAGGGUUGAGAAAGACUUUAAUACGCUGGGCAUCUUCGAUCACUGAUAAGAAGGGUGAGAACAAGGAGCCAAUUGUGAGUCCUGCUGAACAGCUUUCUACCGACUACUGUUAUACUUUCAAUGUGCGAAAGGCAGGAAUGGCUCCUCCUCUCAAGGAGCUUCGUAAGUUAAUGAGGAUCCAAGCUCUGCGUUGCCAUCCUAUAUAUUGUCAAAAUGGGACAAGACUAAAUGUAAUUCCAGUACUGGCAUCUCGUUCUCAAGCCCUCAGGUACCUAUAUGUUCGAUGGGGUUUUGAACUGUCAAAGAUGGUGGUGUUUGUUGGAGAAUGUGGCGACACCGAUUACGAAGGACUGGUUGGUGGCCUACACAAAAGUGUGAUAUUGAAGGGAGUCGGAAGCAGGGCAAUUAGUCAACUCCAUAAUAACAGAAACUAUCCUCUCUCAGAUGUCAUGCCAUUGGAUAGCCCAAACAUCGUUCAGGCAGCGGAGGGAAGUAGCAGUGCUGAUAUUCAGGCUCUGUUGGAAAAAGUAGGAUACCUUAAGGGAUGAAAGUCGUCUAUGAUCAGUUACGCCUCUGCUUGUCUUCUGUGAAUCAAUGAAACCUACAUUUAUCCAUAGUGUUCAUAAAGCUAUCUUCCUCCCCUCUUGUUACUUCUAUAAUAAUCAUCUUCAACCUUUGCCCCUUUGAAUCAUAUGUCCUCUUAUCUUCCUGUUGUUUUUGUAUCUAUAUAAUAUAGGUUUUAAUAAAAGGCCAAAUCUCAUUUCAUUCA
Messenger RNA from Vicia villosa (hairy vetch), 3607 nucleotides. Its product is annotated as probable sucrose-phosphate synthase. The transcript has 13 exons. The record is from RefSeq and is a predicted model, not a curated record. Gene Ontology annotation, molecular function: sucrose-phosphate synthase activity; sucrose synthase activity. Gene Ontology annotation, biological process: sucrose metabolic process. Bases 189 to 3386 code for a protein of 1065 amino acids. NCBI's taxonomy places the organism in Eukaryota, Viridiplantae, Streptophyta, Magnoliopsida, Fabales, Fabaceae.